Molecule: messenger RNA, 2077 nt
Organism: Pungitius pungitius (ninespine stickleback)
Lineage: Eukaryota; Metazoa; Chordata; Actinopteri; Perciformes; Gasterosteidae
Gene: c7h1orf52
Product: chromosome 7 C1orf52 homolog
Exons: 3
Coding region: 166-822 (218 amino acids)
Source: RefSeq, a predicted model, not a curated record
GACACUACUUUACGACUCUCUUGGAGGCUGAUUCAAAAUGGAGUAGAGGCUUACAGGUACUAAUCCGAACCUAAACGAAAAGCUUUACAGUAAUUUUUUUGUUUUUUAUUUACUGAAAAAGCUCGUUGCGAAACCCCCCCCAUCCUCCCCCCCCCCUGCGACAAAAUGACAGAAGAAAACAAGUCCAGCUCCCUCGGCUUCUUUUCGAGCUACGACGACCUGAGCGACAGCAGCGACUCCGACGAGGAGGGAGAAAGUCGGAAGAGGAAAGCGGGCACAGACGCGGCGGGGAGCGGGGCUCAGGGCUCCCAGCGCGGUACCAAGCGAGCCGCCGGCGGGGCCCCGUUACCCAGACCCGACGAGCUGUUCGGCUCCGUGUCCAAGCCGGCCUUCCUCUACAACCCGCUGAACAAGGAGAUCGACUGGGAGAGUCUCGCGGUCAAAGCCCCCGAGGAGCCUGCCAGAGAGUUUAAGCCGUGGAAGACCAAUGCUGUGCCCCCACCUGAGAGCUACACCUCCGAGCCAGAGAAGAAGAAGGGACCUCCCCCGGGCAUGGACAUGGCGAUAAAGUGGUCCAAUGUGUAUGAGGACAACGGGCAGGACGCACCACAGCCGUUCACCGGCAACGCCCGCUUCUUACCCACAGAGGAGGAACUCCCCGAAUCAGAUGAGGAUUCAGACCAGCUGGACCUGUCGGGCAAGAAGCGCCGGGUGGAGACCUUCCAGCAGAAGGAGAAGAGGAAGAGGGACAUGGGACAAGGCACCUCUGACAAGAAUUUCGUAGAGGAGGAGAAGAGGAUCCUCAGGCAAAAUAUUGAUUGAGACCGAGCUCUCCAGCAACAACACGUCUCUUCUUUAAAUAUUUUAUGUCAACCGAAAACGCUCACAGAUAUAAGCAUAGGGGCCAAGUAGGUGGUACGCUGCAAACAUCAAUAGGCAUUCUACCUACAUGUUGACAUCACUUGCAAUAGUAUAGUAGUUGUUUUAUUUUCAAGGGACAGUAUGCACACUUUUUGAAAAGUAUAGUUAAUGGCAGCUCCACUGUUAAAAUUCCAAUUGAAGAACUCAGGUUCUGGUUAAUCUCCACGGACUGUUAUCCCAAGUUAAAGGACAAUUCAGGUGUUUUACAGUCUGUUUUUUUUUUUUUUAAAUACAGUUUUGGUCAUCAUCCCUUUCCGAUGUUCAUGAGACACAGCUUUACAACACGGACUGGUAAUUAACAAACAAAAGGUUUGGUCCCAGUUUGGAAUCACGUUCGCUUUACUUCCAAAUAUGUCAUUGAGACAAGGUGAAGUGAGAGUUUAAACCUGCCUCAAAGCUCUCGUCUGGUAAAUAUAUUAUGACAACCAAUAAUGAUGAAGUCCAAAACUGAGUUCAAAUGAAUUACCUUUAACAAAAUGUUUCAGCCUGCGGCCACACAUUGCCCUGUUUGCUUUAAUUUAACGAGCUAAAAUAACAGUGACGGCCAGCUGUGAUGGUUUAUUGUGUUUGUCUUGUAUGAAAUAUCUAAUCACCACCGACGUAUGAAAUAUACGUGUAUGUGUGCGUGUGUGUGUGUGUUAAAACAGUGAUUUUACAACAAAAAUUAGAUGAAAUCGCUGUGAAUCUGUUGCAAUCACAGUUUUUAGAAACACCUUGUUCCUUGUAUGACCACUAGAUGUCGCUGUGGGCCACAAUAGAAAACCCUCCCUCCAUGUUUGUAGUGGAGUCUGCUUGACUUUGACUGUGUGAGCAUUGGGCCUCCAAAUAACAACCCAGGUCCAGAGUACAUGCUGCUUUAAGAAAGGGACUUCUGAUCCUCAUUUUGGAAGUCGGCCUCAUCUCGGUUCUCUUGAGAUACUUGAUGCAUACGGACCGUUUAUUCAGUCUAAUGUACCUUGUAUUACAUGACACUUUACAUCUAUUGUAGAUAAAAAACCUCUCGCAUGUUACGUAUUAAAAUGUUUUUGUUCAUUGUACUGUUUUAUGGAGCUUCUGCACAUUUGCUCAUCAGUGUGAACUGUCAAAUGCAGAUUAAUUUAUAGUUUGUUUUUAGUGUAUCAUAAAGCACUUGAAUAAUAUAAGAUAUUUUACUGGA